This is a messenger RNA of Cervus elaphus (red deer), 2227 nucleotides long. RefSeq names its product keratin, type II cuticular Hb5-like. Gene Ontology annotation, molecular function: structural constituent of skin epidermis. The record is from RefSeq and is a predicted model, not a curated record. Lineage: Eukaryota; Metazoa; Chordata; Mammalia; Artiodactyla; Cervidae. The transcript has 9 exons. Gene Ontology annotation, biological process: keratinization; intermediate filament organization. Bases 77 to 1561 code for a protein of 494 amino acids. Gene Ontology annotation, cellular component: keratin filament.
AGGAGGGCUAGCGGGUCCUGGCAUCCUUGGAUUCUCCCCACCUCCCCGUCCUGGCUCUGGCCUGGCGCGCAGAGGCAUGGCGAGCUGUUCCUACCGCAACAGUUCCAGCUACAGGGUGCGGGACUUCAGCUCCUGCUCAGCCAUUGUGCCCAAGCCUGGGGUGCAUGGCUUUGCCAAUGGCCUGGCCUUCCGCGGGGGCAGCCCCGGGGGACCCAGCUACCGUCGUCUCGGGGGCUUUGGCAGCCGGAGCCUGUGUGCAGUGGGGUCCCCGCGGAUCGCAGUGAGUUGUGCGUGGCCCCUCCGAGGAGGGGGAAGCUUUGGCUACAGGGCAGGGGGACUCUGCGGGCCUACCCCACCCUGUAUCACCACUGUGUCGGUCAACGAGAGCCUCCUCACACCCCUCAACCUGGAGAUCGACCCCAAGGCGCAGUGCGUGAAGCACGAGGAGAAGGAGCAGAUCAAAUGUCUCAACAACAAGUUCGCUGCCUUCAUCGACAAGGUGCGCCUCCUGGAGCAGCAGAACAAGCUGCUGGAGACCAAGCUGCAGUUCUACCAGAACCGCCAGUGCUGCGAGAGCAACCUUGAGCCCCUGUUCAAUGGCUACAUCGAGACACUAAGGCGGGAGGCCGAGUGCGUGGAGGCCGACAGCGGGAGGCUGGCCUCAGAGCUCAGCCACGUGGAGGAAGUUCUGGAGGGCUACAAGAAGAAGUAUGAAGAAGAGGUGGCUCUCAAGACUACCGCUGAGAAUGAGUUUGUGGUGCUGAAGAAGGACAUCGACUGUGCCUAUCUGCGCAAGGCUGACCUGGAGGCCAACGUGGAGGCCCUGAAGGAGGAGAUGAGCUUCCUGCAGUGCCUGUACGAUGAGGAAAUCUGCCUCCUUCAGUCGCAAAUCUCUGAUACCUCGGUGGUGGUCAAGAUGGACAACAGCCGGGAGCUCAACAUGGACGCGGUUGUGGCUGAGAUCAAGGCCCAGUAUGAUGGCAUCGCCAGCCGCAGCCGGGCCGAGGCUGAGUCCUGGUACCAAACCAAGUGCGAGGAGAUGAAGGUCACAGUAACACAGCAGGGUGAGAACCUCCGCAGAACCAAGGAGGAGAUCAAUGAGCUGAACCGCAUGAUCCAGAGGCUGACAGCCGAGGUGGAGAACGUCAAGCAGCAGCGCUGCAAGCUGGAGACUGCCCUGGCCGAGGCGGAGCAGCAGGGCGAGGCGACCCUUAACGAUGCCAAGUGCAAGCUGGUGGGGCUGGAGGAGGCCCUGCAGAAGGUCAAGCAGGACAUGGCCUGCCUGCUCAAGGAGUACCAGGAGGUGAUGAACUCCAAGCUGGGCUUGGACGUGGAGAUCGCCACUUAUCGCAAACUGCUGGAGGGCGAGGAGAGCCGGUUGUGUGAAGGUGUGGGCUCCAUCAACAUCUGUGUGAGCCGUUCCCAGGGUGGCGUGAUCUGCGGGGACCUUGGUUCCACUGUCCCUCGUGGCCUGGGUGGCAUGGCCAUCAGCAGCAGUGCUCUUUGCUCCCCCUCUGUAGGGGGAGCCUGUUCCAGUGUGAGAUCUGUGAGGUUUGCAUAGUGGGGGAUAGGACGCUGGACAGAUGGUGUCUGAGGGGGCCAGGGUGGAAAGUGGGGAACAGGGAAAACUUUGCUCUCUCAGGCCCAAAUGUCAGUUUAGUGAUUGUCCCUUACUAGGGAGCCAGAACUGACUCUCCAGGUUCCUUCUCACUGGAGUUUACUCUUUGAGUGUCAACCCUGGGUUUGGCAUUCUUGCCACCUCCAUUGAUUCUCCCCCCUCCCUGUGGUCCAAGAAAAGAUGUAAAGACUUUUUGAUAUAAACUGCCUAGUCAUUUUCUUCCCUAACUUCAGGUUAGCAGACAUUUACUAAGAACUGACCGUGUGCCAGGCCCUCUGGGCAGGGGCCCAGGUAGCAGGUGGCAGGGCAUGGUUGCACCCUUGUGCUUUGCCCUUGGACAACGGACUGUUCAUGGCCCAUCAGCACUGAGGGGGCAGCAGAGGGAGUGGGGCGGGGCUCUGGGAGUCCCCUCACUUGAUCUGAGAGACUGUGUGUUCCCAGAGCAUCCCUCAACCAUGUGGCGGUCAGGAUGGAAAGAGGCUAAUCUUCCCAGGUUUUUAUUAUCGGUGGUUUGUAAUUUUAUUGUAUUGGGGUGAUUCCUGUAUGGCUUCUUCUCUCUUUUGGUGUGCGUGAUUAAAUGUCAUGGUAAACAUUUUCUCCUCUAACCAA